Hippocampus comes (tiger tail seahorse) is the source of this 839-nucleotide messenger RNA. RefSeq names its product TAF10 RNA polymerase II, TATA box binding protein (TBP)-associated factor (gene taf10). The transcript is spliced from 5 exons. Gene Ontology annotation, molecular function: RNA polymerase II general transcription initiation factor activity; promoter-specific chromatin binding. NCBI's taxonomy places the organism in Eukaryota, Metazoa, Chordata, Actinopteri, Syngnathiformes, Syngnathidae. Bases 77 to 643 code for a protein of 188 amino acids. Gene Ontology annotation, biological process: transcription initiation at RNA polymerase II promoter. The record is from RefSeq and is a predicted model, not a curated record. Gene Ontology annotation, cellular component: transcription factor TFIID complex; nucleus; SAGA complex.
AAAUACUAGCCGAGUUUUAGCGUUAGCUAGUCGACAAGUUGUUUCCCACAACUGCGAAAAGGUUAACAGCAUCGCCAUGAAUGUUGACAGCGCGAACCAGUCUGUCACCACCGGAGCUUCGUCUAACAUCACGACGUCUUUGACUUCAAGCAACUGUAUCGUGAAUGAGAAUGCGACCAGCAACGUCGGCAGCAACCCCGUGGUUACCAGCAAUGCGUCGGCCCCUGCUCCUACCGUGACAUCAUCAUCAGACUCGUCUGUGCCCAAUGGAGUUUAUGUUCCGGGAGGCAUCACCAAUGGAGAUGUAAAGUCAACCGUCUCUACAACCCCACUGGCUGACUUCGUCAUGCAACUGGAAGAGUACACUCCCACGAUUCCCGAUGCAGUGACAGGCUACUACCUCAACCGGGCAGGCUUUGAAGCAUCUGAUCCAAGAAUAAUCCGCUUAAUCUCGCUUGCCUCGCAGAAGUUCAUUUCAGACAUCGCCAAUGACGCUCUGCAGUAUUGUAAAAUGAAGGGGACUGCGUCGGGGAGCUCAAGGAGCAAGGCGAAGGAUAAGAAAUACACUCUGACGAUGGAGGACCUGGCCCCCGCUCUUUCAGAAUACGGCGUCAAUGUCAAGAAGCCCUACUACUUUACAUAGAAUGCAGGCUCCUUUUGCUUGAGCUCGUUUUAAUUUCUGGCUAACAACGUCACUUGUUUGUCAAAUUGCUCAUUUUCAAUCACAGUGCUUUAACACAUUUUGAAGUCACUCUUUAUUUUUGUGGUUCCACCUUUGACUUUUUCCCAUUUGUAAAUGUGUGUUUUAUUGUACAAAUAAAACCCAAAAUAUGAAUCUG